AUGCAUAUUCUGGGUCCUUUUGGUUUGUUGAUUGUUACAUUGGCGGGUGUUGAUCUGCAAGCGUGGCCUAAUAGUACUUCGUUUCUGGAGGUUUUGAUUCAAGAUGAGGGUUUUGGAGGUAUCUUGAUUUUGUCUUUGCUUUUUUUCUAUGAUUAUUUGGAAGAACAGAUUGAACUGAGAAAUGGGAUCUGUUCAAAAAGUGUAUUGUUGGGUAAUUCAGAAGCAGUAGAACAGGAUGUAGCAGCAUUAGGUGGUGGUGGUGAUGGUGAAAUCGAAAAGGAGUGUUGUGGAGAAGAUGAAGUGUUUGAUGUAAUGACACUGAGAGAAAUGGUGAAGAAGGAAAGGGAGAGAGCCAAUUCUGCCUGUGGGGAGCUCGAGAAGGAACGAAUGGCGGCUGCAUCAGCAGCAAGGGAGGCAAUGGCCAUGAUUCUGCGGCUCCAAAGUGAGAAGAGUAAUCUUGAGAUUGAAGCCAAUCAGCACCGUAUACUGGUAGAGAAGCAUGAAUAUGAUCAAGAUCUGAUUCAAUCAUUGCAUUGGAUUGUGAUGAAGCGUGAAUCCGAGAGGAAAGAAUUGGAAGAUCAAUUGAUGUUGUGUAGGCAGGAAUUGAAACGCCAUUUGAAGGGGAAAGAUGUUGAUCAGUUUGAAGAGGUUGAUGCAGGUACAAGCUUUUUCUCAGUUCUGCCAUUACAGGAUGGAUUUGAUUAA
This is a messenger RNA of Tripterygium wilfordii, 705 nucleotides long. RefSeq names its product myosin-binding protein 3-like. The coding region runs from base 1 to 705 and encodes 234 amino acids. The record is from RefSeq and is a predicted model, not a curated record. Lineage: Eukaryota; Viridiplantae; Streptophyta; Magnoliopsida; Celastrales; Celastraceae. The transcript has a single exon.